CGAGAAAUCGAAAGCAUCGCUAAGUGAAAGCUAACGCGCGAGGCACCUGAACGUCUGCUGCUCACAGUACCGCGAUCUCUUUGUCUGAAAAUAACGAACAUUUACAUUCAUAAUGUCCAAAGCCAAUGUACUGAAGAUAAACUCUGAUAAUGCAGUGAGGAUAGAAAACUACCGCCAGUCACUGUAUAAGCAGGCAGAAGACCUGUUUUCCAAUCACAUACCUCUGAAGAUAUCACAGCUUGACAACCUGCUGAAGGGGGAUGACUUCAGUAUCACCGACCUCUCAUCUCUUCACGCGCCCCUGGAAAUCCCCAUUCCCGACCCCCCUGCUCCAGAAGAUGAGGAGAUGGAGACAGAUAAAAAUGAAGAUAAUGAGAAAAAGAAGAAAGCUCCCAAGUGUGGCUUCAUCAAAGGAAAUGAGAGGAUUGUGAAGUUGCUGGAUAUUGUAAAACCAGAGAUAAUGGCUCUGAAGGAGACCUGCAUCACUGUUUCUUGCUGGAUUUCUCACCUAAUUCCAAAAAUUGAAGAUGGAAAUGAUUUUGGAGUUGCAAUUCAGGAAAAAAUCCUUGAGAGAAUUACUGCUGUAAAGACCAAGGUGGAGGGUUUUCAGACCAACAUUAACAAGUACUUCUCAGAGAGAGGUGAUGCGGUGGCAAAAGCUUCCAAAGACACACACGUGAUGGAUUAUCGCUCUCUGGUGCAUGAGAAGGAUGAAGCAGCAUAUUCAGAGAUUAGAGUGAUUGUGCUCGAUAUACGCGGUUUCUAUGCUGAACUCUAUGAUGUCAUCAGCAAGAAUCUGGAGAAAGUGACGAAUCCUAAAGGAGAAGAGAAGCCCUCCAUGUACUGAGACAAGCACAGUUCUACAACUACAUCCGAUUUCAGAAUUUCUCAUUUCUUCAAAUGAUUCAUGACACUCUAUAGAGAUGUGUCUUUAGUAACCAUGUUAAGCCAUUCAUAAACAUACAGUGCGUUGUGGUACAAGUGAUGGAAUUCAUGUAAACCUACAUAUACAUCUAUUUCAGCAAAUGCAAAAUAAACCAGGAAAAUGCACAAAUUCGCAAAAUGUGACAUUUUUAAAAUAAAGAACCACGUUAAAAAUGA
Molecule: messenger RNA, 1101 nt
Organism: Puntigrus tetrazona (Sumatra barb)
Lineage: Eukaryota; Metazoa; Chordata; Actinopteri; Cypriniformes; Cyprinidae
Gene: psme2
Product: proteasome activator subunit 2
Exons: 11
Coding region: 113-847 (244 amino acids)
Biological process (GO): regulation of G1/S transition of mitotic cell cycle; regulation of proteasomal protein catabolic process; positive regulation of endopeptidase activity
Cellular component (GO): nucleoplasm; cytoplasm; proteasome activator complex
Molecular function (GO): endopeptidase activator activity
Source: RefSeq, a predicted model, not a curated record